UUCGCGACCUGGCUGGCACCUGUCAACCACCACCAGACACAGCAGUACCCCGAUGACAUUAACAUCCUUGUUGUGCUCGGAUCCAGCAUCUUACGACCAGGACAUGCAAGAGGACGACACAACCGCGGAAGCCGGAGACGACAACGGCCACCAGAACAGCUCGAGCUCGAGCAGUCCGAGCAAGACGGAUCAAAAGAUGCUCGACUACUUCAUGGAGUUCUCCAACUCGUCCGACGAGAACCGCAAGAAGCUCACACGGCGGGUCAAGCACCGCAUCAACAACAAACGCCACCGCCAGCGAAAGCAGGUUGAGCUGGACCAGCUGCGCCGCGACGUGCCCGAUCUCGAGCGGCAACUGCGAGGCCUCGAAGCCGUCGUUGACUCGCGCCGAACCACGGCCGCCCAAACGAGUCUGUGGCAUCAGCAGGUGCAGGCCGAAAAGAAGAAGCUGGACGACGCCGUCGAAGAGCGCGACUUGCUGCACCAGACCAUCAAGGCACACGAGGUCCUGGUCGCGCUGUACGAGUCGCAGCUCCACAGGCCACACACAGUUGUGCCGUGGCUGCAGGAAAACAACCGACCGUCCCCCCCUGUGCCGCCGCCGCCGCCGCCGCCCCCAUCGUCGUCCGCCAGCUCCAAUGCGUCCACCGCCAGCACCACGUACCCCCCAUCGUUGUCGUCUUCGUCGUCGUCACCAGAUUCCACCACCACCACCCAUUGCUUUGCCGACGACAACCACGCUGCAAGACAACCUCCUUGUACAUGAAGACUCUCUAUCUCCGUCCCACCCACCUCUCGUUCUGUGUUGGAUGCCAUGUGAAUAUAUAUAUAUAUAUAUAU
Aphanomyces astaci is the source of this 840-nucleotide messenger RNA. RefSeq lists its product as hypothetical. Bases 53 to 766 code for a protein of 237 amino acids. The transcript has a single exon. NCBI's taxonomy places the organism in Eukaryota, Oomycota, Saprolegniomycetes, Saprolegniales, Verrucalvaceae. The record is from RefSeq and is a predicted model, not a curated record.